AUGAAAAUACAUGGAAAGAAGGCAAGGCCGCUCACCGCUGAGGGAUUAAGUGAUAGAACAAGAUUAGUAUCUGUAAAGCCCCAACAUAGUCCAUGGUGCAGUACAGUGUGUAACCGUUCUUGCAUGUCCGUCCUGUUUUCCCAAAAUUACACUCAUGUUUCAGAUAUAUGUUUUUAUUGUGCCAGAAGAUUCCAUAACCCCGUCUGAAAAUGUGAAGGGUGCCUAUUGGCCUAGUUAGUCAUUCUGCGUUUAUUCGUACAUCUUUGUGUAAUGCUAAAUCUUAACUGCUUUCAGUCAUUUCAACUUGCAGAUGAGACUGGUUUCAGUCAGGUACCCUCUAAAUUGAAUGCCCAUCAACAUUAGCAGUCAGGAAGUACGGGGCUACUCUGUGUGACUUCUCUCAGUAAAGGAAUUAUUAUAGGGACGAGAGAAUGAAAAACAUGGCAACUACAAUACUAACCUGACAGACGCUACUACGUUAUAAUUACAUUUCUAGAAGGGGAUAUGAAAAAAGUAUAAAAGUGCUUUGUUGACUUAUUAAUUGUAGGUAUUUGUUCACUAAAAACCAAAGUGCAGUGAAUUUAAAACAGAAGUUUAGGCUAAAAUAAGCAAGCUGGGACUUAGCUGAGGAGGGUAGUGUUUUCAAAUCAGCUAUUCCCCAUUGUACAGCGCUACGGAAUAUGCUGGCGCUAUAUAAAUAAUAAUAAUAAUAAUACAUUUAGCAUUUUGGUUUCAGGUUUAAUAGUUUGGUGUUUAGUAAAUGACCCCUCCCGCCCUGCUCUUUACAUAUCAUAUCAUAUAACUUUACAGUGGCUUUGCGUUCAGCCAAAUGGAUGAAUUCCUGGGCGUUAUCUUAAUAUGUUUGGCUAAGUUUAUGUUGCCAAAUUAACCCUUUUAUGACUUGGAAUAAUGUCUACAGUGGUACAUUGCAAAUCUCUUCACCGCCAGCAGUUCAAGAUUUAGGAAAGAAGAUUGGUAUAAAAUUAGAAAUUAUCUUUUCAGGAUCACCCAUAUGUACCUAAAUCCAAUGUUACAAAGACAUCUCCAUUUUGGGUUUUUGUCCUUGUAGUCGUUAAGUUGAAACAGCAUUUGUUUACUUUUCAGAAGCGUUUCAUGGAGGGGGGGUUCCAUCGGAAACUUCAUGGUUCUAUAUAAACUCUUGUGGCGUGCAACAAACCCUGAUAUUAGAUCAGCAAAAAUGAAUGCUAGAUUAUAAGGACAUGCUGUGAUUGUUAGAUAAUGCUGAGGGGAAAAUAAGACAAAUUCUUUGCAAUGCAAAAGCAAUAUUCUCUUUGUCAGAGUACUCUAGUUUCAUCAUAAAGUUCCUUUUACUUCCAGAAAAAAAAAGUUAUUUUUUUUUAUAAUGAAGUUGUGUUUAUACAGAGACGGUGAUUUAGAAAAUAAUGAUCUGUAUCAGCCAAGAUCUGCUCAGAGAACUUUGUGAACAUUUCACUCACAAUUUUUGUUGUUUCCAACAAAAUACACAGUUUAGCCUGGGAGAGAUGUUUUACGAGACGUGGUUUUAUGCAGUAUGAGAAAUCCUUCUGACGCAGUUUGAAUCGCGCAACAACCAUUGGCAGCAAAAAACAUAGAGUUAUGAGUCUGAAAGCUUAGUUAAGAGAGGACUCAUUUCCAGUGUUGUCAUAAAAUGUUACCGAAAAGCUAAAUGGGUGUUGCUGACGUCAGCCAUUAGCAGCUGUUUCCAUACUGCAAAAUGUUACCAAUUGUGAUUCGUGAUUCCCAGCCGACGAGUUUUCAUAAACCAAAACGGUGAUUGCACUCACGCCACAGCAUUAAAUAAAGGUACUUGGUGCUUCCAAAUCCAGAGGUGGUGAACCCCCACCAAUUAUCUAAAGAAUGUAAAGAGGGUGCAGGCACAUAAAAUAUCUUAAAGUGCAGACUUUAACAGAAGCAAUCCGCCUGAUAACGUUUCUGCCUCCAACAGUGGCCUUCGUCACUUUGUCUAGUUUCCCAUAGAGAAUAAUAGGAGACAUUAAAAGAAGCUUUCUAUGCUAGACUUACUAUAUCACUGAAAAUAGAUUGUAAGCUUGUGGGCUACCUAACUAAUCCCAUGAGCUUACAAUCAAUUAACUAUGUAUAAAAGAGCUUCAAUGGUUAGAUCUCAGCUUAUGAGCAGGGCCCUCUUUAGCCUUGGUAUUUUUCUGUGUAUAUUGUAUGUUGUCCCCUAAUUGUACAGCGCUGCAGAAUAUGUUGGCACUUUAUAGAUGCCAGUAAUAAAUAAAUAAAAAUAAAACCUGCCUCAGCUAGGUAUAAAGACAAAACAGCACAUUAAAAACUGCAAGCUUUCAAUACAUCCUGUAGGAAAAAUACAUGUUCACACCAUCUAUAAAAGUGUAUGUGAAUACAAAGGACUGAUGUCAUAUAAGAUAUGUAUCAGGUUCUGUAACUGUUCUGUGACAACCGUGCUCAGACUAUGGCAGGUAGAGUGCACAUACACAGCAUGAGCCGUUUAAAUCCUUAAAUUGUGGUUGCUAUGGUAGUGACUUAGAAAUCACACCUUUACUGCUUUACAUUCGCUAAUAGGUGAACGCUGAGACACGCAUGCUAUCUGCAGGGUGGAUAUUUGUAGUGGUAGGCUGAAAAACACACACCUGAAGUUUGACAACCUAGUUCGUAUUUUUGGGUGCAAAUAGCUAGUAAGAGCGUCUUUACCUAAUAACUGCUAUAUUUCACAUACAGGCUUUCCUAAUAACUGCUUUAUUUAACAUAUAGGCUUUCCUAAUAACUGCUUUAUUUAACAUAUAGACUCUCCUAAUAACUGAUUUAUUUAACAUAUAGGCUCUCUUAAUAACUGCUUUAUUUAACAUAUAGACUCUCCUAAUAACUGCUUUAUUUAACAUAUAGGCUUUCCUAAUAACUGCUUUAUUUAACAUAUAGGCUCUCCUAAUAACUGCUUUAUUUAACAUAUAGACUCUCCUAAUAACUGCUUUAUUUAACAUAUAGGCUUUCCUAAUAACUGCUUUAUUUAACAUAUAGGCUUUCCUAAUAACUGCUUUAUUUAACAUACAGGCUCUCCUAAUAAUUGCUUUAUUUAACAUAUAGGCUUCCUAAUAACUGCUUACAAUAUAUAGACCUCCUAAUAACUGCUUUAUUUAAUAUAUAGGCUUUCAAUAACUGCUUUAUUUAAAUAUAUAGGCUUUCCUAAUAACUGAUUUAUUUAACAUAUAGGCUUUCCUAAUAACUGCUUUAUUUAAAUAUAUAGGCUCCUAAUAACUGCUUUAUUUAAAUAUAUAGGCUUUCCUAAUAACUGAUUUAUUUAACAUAUAGGCUUUCCUAAUAACUGCUUUAUUUAAAUAUAUAGGCUCUCCUAAUAACUGCUUUAUUUAACAUAUAUAGGCUCUCCUAAUAACUGCUUAUUUAAAUAUAUAGACUCCUAAUAACUGCUUAUUUAACAUAUAGGCUCUUAAUAACUGCUUUAUUUAACAUAUAGGCUUUCCUAAUAACUGAUUUAUUUAACAUAUAGGCUUUCCUAAUAACUGCUUUAUUUAACAUAUAGGCUUUCCUAAUAACUGCUUUAUUUAACAUAUAGGCUCUCCUAAUAACUGCUUUAUUUAACAUAUAGGCUCUCCUAAUAACUGCUUUAUUUAACAUAUAGACUCUCCUAAUAACUGCUUUAUUUAACAUAUAGGCUUUCCUAAUAACUGCUUUAUUUAACAUAUAGGCUUUCCUAAUAACUGAUUUAUUUAACAUAUAGGCUUUCCUAAUAACUGCUUUAUUUAACAUAUAGGCUCUCCUAAUAACUGCUUUAUUUAACAUAUAGGCUUUCCUAAUAACUGAUUUAUUUAACAUAUAGGCUUUCCUAAUAACUGCUUUAUUUAACAUAUAGGCUCUCCUAAUAACUGCUUUAUUUAACAUAUAGGCUCUCCUAAUAACUGCUUUAUUUAACAUAUAGACUCUCCUAAUAACUGCUUUAUUUAACAUAUAGGCUUUCCUAAUAACUGCUUUAUUUAACAUAUAGGCUUUCCUAAUAACUGAUUUAUUUAACAUAUAGGCUUUCCUAAUAACUGCUUUAUUUAACAUAUAGGCUUUCCUAAUAACUGCUUUAUUUAACAUAUAGGCUUUCCUAAUAACUGAUUUAUUUAACAUAUAGGCUUUCCUAAUAACUGCUUUAUUUAACAUAUAGGCUCUCCUAAUAACUGCUUUAUUUAACAUAUAGGCUUUCCUAAUAACUGAUUUAUUUAACAUAUAGGCUUUCCUAAUAACUGCUUUAUUUAACAUAUAGGCUCUCCUAAUAACUGCUUUAUUUAACAUAUAGGCUCUCCUAAUAACUGCUUUAUUUAACAUAUAGACUCUCCUAAUAACUGCUUUAUUUAACAUAUAGGCUUUCCUAAUAACUGCUUUAUUUAACAUAUAGGCUUUCCUAAUAACUGAUUUAUUUAACAUAUAGGCUUUCCUAAUAACUGCUUUAUUUAACAUAUAGGCUUUCCUAAUAACUGCUUUAUUUAACAUAUAGGCUCUCCUAAUAACUGCUUUAUUUAACAUAUAGGCUCUCCUAAUAACUGCUUUAUUUAACAUAUAGGCUUUCCUAAUAACUGCUUUAUUUAACAUAUAAGCUCUCCUAAUAACUGCUUUAUUUAACAUAUAGACUCUCCUAAUAACUGCUUUAUUUAACAUAUAGGCUUUCCUAAUAACUGAUUUAUUUAACAUAUAGGCUCUCCUAAUAACUGCUUUAUUUAACAUAUAGACUCUCCUAAUAACUGAUUUAUUUAACAUAUAGGCUUUCCUAAUAACUGCUUUAUUUAACAUAUAGACUCUCCUAAUAACUGCUUUAUUUAACAUAUAGGCUUUCCUAAUAACUGAUUUAUUUAACAUACAGGCUCUCCUAAUAACUGCUUUAUUUAACAUAUAGGCUCUCCUAAUAACUGCUUUAUUUAACAUAUAGACUCUCAUAAUAAUUCCUUUAUUUAACAUAUAGACUCUCAUAAUAAUUCCUUUAUUUAACAUAUAGGCCAUUUGUGAUCAUCAUCGUGUGUGUUCAGUACUAGAAAUAUGUUAACUGACUGUCCUUUAAUCUCUAAUGCCAGACAGCUCUCAGAUUUAUCUCUUAAUAAAAUGUGCUAUUUACUACGGUACUCGCACUGUGAUGGUAACAGCCGUGCCAGCCUCACCCUCAUACAGUCUCUCCUUUUGUGUUUUCAUCUUAACUUUGGUAACUCUUUGGUAUCUUGUUUUUUUGUCGCUUUCCCUCCUGCCAUACUUUCCCAUUCAAAUUCCAUUACCUUAAUUAAUGCUAGCAGCCAAUGGGUUGGAAAAUCAUUUCCAGAUGAAAGAAUUAGACCAGCUUUUACCUGGCACAGCUUUUUCCAUGCUAAAAACAAUAUAAUGUGAUCUGACUAUAGUUUCUGCAAGCAGACACAGGAAGGUGAUUUUAGAACCUUUUGGAGAGAUGUAACAGUUUGAACCAGUUUAACAAUGUUGUGGAUUUAAGAUUAUGUAUCUGUCAUUCUUAGAUCGCCAUAAAUGAACAGUCCUCAAUUAAAUUAAGCAAUUUUUUUCAAAACAUUUUAAUACUAUAUGUAAUUAAAAUAUAUAUAUAGAAUUUAAAAUUGUGAUGAUCAUUUAAGCAGUUAAUGUGUUUUCCUAAUAAUAAUAGACCUUUUCAUAAACCUGACAAUUAGGUGCUUGUUUUGUAGACUAAAUCAUGGAAGACCUUCUUCACAAUGGUGCAUUGGUCCCUUCGACGGCAGAAUUCAUGGGUGCAGCUGGCUGGGCACGAAGGUAGGAUUGGAAAAAGAAAAUGUGUUCCUUAUUUUGAUAGGUUUUACAGAAAGAAAUGUAUGAUUUUCAUACAACCGGUGUUACAUACAGGCAUGGAAUAAAAUAUUAAUACACCUCGAUCCUAGUUUCUAAAGUUCAACGAUGCAUAAGAGGAAAAUGCAUAAAUCCCUCUUGGUAUGAAAAUGACUACAAGAUUUUUAAAAUAUGUACAUCUCCUGUACAUGUUGUGAUCUGUAGUAGUGAAGUUCGUGAUGGACCCAGCUUAAUGUAGUUGUUCUGGUGUUUAUACCAUGUCCCUGAAGGCUUUUUAAUGUAAACUCUGCCUUUUAAUUGUGAUUGGCUGAGAUCAUCAAUUCUGAUAAUGGCAGCCAAGGAGGCUGUUCGAGGGCAGGGCCAGCACUCGCAGAUUUAAACUGCUCUGGAAAUAAGGUGAGUUUUUUGGUAUUUAAGUGGGACAUGGGGGGCCAGGGGGCUUGUGUGUUUUGUUUUUUUUACAAUAUAGGCUUAGGAAUAUACCUUUGUGUUCCUGACCCUAUAGUGUUUCUUUAUUGCUGAGGGGUUGAUUUGGUGACUGGAUAUUAAAUGUGUUUCCAGAAUGUUUGUCUGAGCUAGGCUGCAUAAAGUUUGGUAAUUUUCUUGUAAUGUUGACUGUACAUCACCUUGCAUUCAUUCACCUGUGGGUUUGAUGAUGCAAUGUUUAGAACUACUGAAAUGUAUUGUCUUUUUAAGUAUCUCUUAUUCUAUCUUAUGUAUAUGAAGGAGUGGAACAUAGACUUAAUGUUACUCUUAUAUCUUCAGACAGAUGUCUUUCGUAAGUACUUAUACUCAUUUUUUGGUUCAUUGGUAUUCUGCUCUCUAGACCAUUCCUUUGGCUAUCUGGGGGACAUGGGCUGCUAUUGAUCUUAUCGAUAAUAUUUAUUAGUGUAGAAUGUCUCCAGGGUGCCUGUGAAAUUGUUGGCACUGAUGGUGAGCAGGUACACCUAAAUGGUUUCUCGGUUAUUUUCUUGCCCAUCACGAUGUUUCUGCUGGUGGUGGUGAUCAUGAAGGUGGUAGGAAAUGGUUAUUGUUACCGGGGUAUGUGUGUGGUUGGAGAGGUACUGAAAAGUGUUGUAGGUUGGACUAAUGCCAGAAAUGGUAAUCUGCAGAAACCUCAUCUGCUAGUUUUGUUGUCCAAUAGAAGAUAUUCACACCUAUUAAUAGGUAAGCAACUGGUUUAGGUAUUGUAAACAUAUCCAGCUUAAACAAAAAAGAUGCAUUUUGCUUAUGAAUUAGAUUAUGAUCAUAUCUUUAGUUUUGUGUAACAAAUAAUUCAUUGUGCUGAACUGUAAUAGGAUGUUGCCUGAUGCAGCUCUUAUAAUGUAAUACCGAAUGGGUCACAUGCUCAUGGCAAUAUGGAUCAUAGCUAGAAAUACUUAAAAAUAUGGUAGACCUAGCAACACAAUUUUCUCAUGAACCUGUUAAUGAAUGUUUGCUAAACCAAAUUAUUAUUAUUAUAUUUGCCCUCUUUGUCAGGUAACUUCAAGGCAAGUGAGCGAGGCCACAUCUUGAAAAAGUUCAGUCCUGUGGAAAACGCUUGUCUGGAAGCACUAAUGCAGGAUGCCCUCAAGCCAUAUGUACCCACCUAUCAUGGCCAGGUGGAGAGAGAGGGUCAAAAGUAUAUCAAGAUGGAGGACCUCCUGAAAGGACUGGAAGGGCCUAGCAUUAUGGACUGCAAAAUGGGUAUAAGGUGAGGACUAUUCUGCAGUUAUUCUUAAAGGAGCUCUAUAGUGACAUAUAUUCCUGUCACUAUAGCUGUGGGAAAAUUUUUUUUAGCUUCCCGCCCCCCCGUCAGCAAAGUAAAAGGUGAUUUACUCACCUUUAUUCUUGUUCCAUGCGGGUCUCCUUGUGGCUGGCCCCGUCCCAGCUCUGCCUCCUUGGCUGAUAUCAUCAAAGCAGUGGGAGGCAAACCGUCACGCUGUACCAAUCAGCAUCUCCUCAUAGAGUUGCAUUAAAUCAAUGCACAUUGUGCAGAACUGACCCAGAAAACACAUCUAGUGGCCGUCUGAUUGAAUGCACCUAGAGGAGUUCCUAGGCAGUAAUGUAAACACUGCCUUUUCUCUUAAAAGGCAGUGUUUACAUGAAAAGGCCUGCAGGGACAUACUAUAUACACCAGAACAACUACAUUAAGCUGUAGUUGUUCUGGUGACUAUAGUGUCCCAUUAAGCCAUUUUGUCUGUGCCUGAAAUAUUUAUGAAUAUCCUUUGAAUCGGUUAUUUUUCCAGGCAAUAUAUGCCAUUAAUAACUCUUCAAUUUCCUACAGUUAGGACAACAGGAAAGAGUGAUCAGAAACCCACAGCCACACAAUCCCAUUUAAUAUUGAGAUUUAUGUCUGUUCUGUAGGACAUACCUUGAGGAGGAACUUGAGAAGGCCCUACUGAAACCUACCCCACGCAAAGACAUGUAUAACAAGAUGGUGAGUAUUGAUCCGUCUGCCCCCACAAGUGAGGAGAACGAUCUGAGAGCCAUCACCAAGCCUCGCUACAUGCAGUGGAGGGAGACUGUAAGCUCCACAGCAGAGUUAGGUUUCCGUAUCGAAGGUGUCACGGUGAGUGUUAUCAUUUUUCAUUACAUAUUUAUUAUACAUAAUGGCCAGUAUAAACAAAUGUCCAGCUUGUAGCCUUAUUGUUUGAAAUUACUAUUUGAUAUACAUGUUUUCAUUAGUUUGAUGGGGUCCUAUGGAUCUUCUCCUACAUGGUGGGAUGGGACAAAAAAGUGACAAAUUUAUCUAUUAAGAGCCUAAUGAUUAACUCUAUUAUUGUUCAUCACGUAUGACUUUUUCAUUAUGUCUUAUGACUUGCAUAAAACUCUCAUUCUGUGUUCAUACUUUCCAUCAAUGCGAAAUGUCUGAAACACCCAGAUGGUGAUUUACCCCUCCCCCCCCCCCCAGGCUUGUCUCCUGGGUAUUCUUAAUGUUGUGAGUUUAAGGGUGUGGUGAUGAAUGAUGUGCUUACACUUUGCUGUGCCUAACAGAUUGAGGGAGGACCCGUUAAGAAAGACUUCAAGCAAAUGAAAAGCCGAGAAAAUAUCAUGGAGACAUUCAUCAUAUUUACCAAGGGACAGGAGAAUAUUUUGGUAAGGCACUCGAUUUCACAGAUAACCUCUGUCACUUGACAGUGCAUACCCUGCGUUAUAAACCUGUUGUCCUGCAGGCCUCGCACAAACACAAACCAGGUCAUUCAGUAGAGUGUGAUUUGUCUGAAUUUCAAAUGCUAGGCAAAAAUAAAUAA
This is a messenger RNA of Pelobates cultripes (western spadefoot toad), 9005 nucleotides long. NCBI's taxonomy places the organism in Eukaryota, Metazoa, Chordata, Amphibia, Anura, Pelobatidae. The record is from the annotation of a GenBank genome assembly.